This is a messenger RNA of Daldinia caldariorum, 4808 nucleotides long. RefSeq names its product Gryzun, putative trafficking through golgi-domain-containing protein. The record is from RefSeq and is a predicted model, not a curated record. Lineage: Eukaryota; Fungi; Ascomycota; Sordariomycetes; Xylariales; Hypoxylaceae. The transcript is spliced from 4 exons. The coding region runs from base 336 to 4175 and encodes 1279 amino acids.
ACCUUGUGUGAGGUCACUGAAUCUUCGAAUUCGAUAUCAGCUAAGACAAUACAAUAUUUACGAGCGCUGCGGAAAGCCACAUAUAUAUAUGCAAUAAUGGGCCAUGAUAUCAGCCUACAUCCUUGAAUUUCCUACAUAUAGCUGUGAGCUGUACCAAGUACGUCGAGUCAGCAUUUCGUUAAGCAUUAGGUACCACCAAGAAGCCAACGGAUGCUUAAGAAGCCCAUACGAUGAUGAUCUGAGCCAACUUAUUACCUUACUCUGGUAAUGACAACUUCCGAUCCGUUCGUAUAAGCGGACACCAAUGUCUUUCGAGCCCCUCUCCUAUUAGACCAAUGGACGACUUCCCAGCGGGUAGCCUGGACCAUAAUGUCCCAUUCCUCGUCGUCUCCGGACUAAGUAAUUCUUCUGCAAAAGUUUCCCCACCAGAUCCUAGCUUAAGGGAGCAAAGUGUUCUCGUCCGGUCGGAGAUACCCCCUAUAGAGAGUCGAGAAGCAAAAAUCAUCCUUCGUUGCAUCCAAGAGAAGGACGCUACUAAUCUGCCGUGGCACUCCCGAGACCCGUCAAGGAAAUACAAAUUCAAGAUCAGUACAGUGGGGAGGGAAUUCUUGCUCCCGCCUCGCUGUGCACGUCUUCCUGAUAAUUCCGAGGCGCCUUUAUCACCACUUGUUCUGCACUCUCCAUUCUCACCCCUCAGUCCAGGUUCUAGCCUAUACCCAGAUGGCUUAGUAGAUACGCAAUGGCUUCGAAAGCAUCAAGAUCUCAUACCCAGUGUGUGCUUGGCUUUUUAUAGCCUGACUUCGGAUCCUACGCUUGCAACCCUACACGAUAACCAGCUAAAGACAGAUAUAAAUGCCGUUAAGAAUAUUCUACUACAGUCCGGCUACAAAUGUCGCUUUGUUGCGGUUAUCCUCAGCGACCAGUCGCCAAGUUCCAUAGGCCAGUUUCAAGAAAGACUAGACAAUAUUAAGAGGAGCACAGGCUUGGACCCCAAAGCCUCGUUAUUCGUCUUGCCUACCCAACGUACAGAGGCGGAGCUAGAAAACGCUGUUGAUAACGUACUGACUGCAGUAUUCGAACAAGCGCUCGAGUAUUAUCGCGAUCUGGGUAGACACUCCCGCAAAAAAAGGGGAAGGGGAAUCGCGCCGCAACCAACUAUUCCUCCUACCAGCGGUACUUCUCAUACGUUGUCUCUGCAGGGUUGGAAUGUACGCUAUGAUUUUAAAGCUGCCAUUUUCGCCGAGUUCCGUCAAGAGAUAGAUGUCGCCUUGCGAUUUUAUGAGCAAGCUUAUGACUCUCUUCUCGGUGUCGACGUGCUCGAAACCAUUCCCGGAUGGGAUCCUAGGUUUAACGAUGCUCGACUUCUAGCCGAUAUAAUAGCUAUUCGCAUUUUGAAAUGCCUACUAUGGCUUGGACUAAGCACUACCGCCGUUAGGAGGUGGCAAGCACAUAACGAUAGAAUAUUUGACCUAGUCGAUCGAAGGGGUCGGGGAACACAGAACUAUGGGUGGAAAGCGUGGGAAGCAAGAUGGAACACGGUUAUGGCCAAUCUGAUCGAAAGAGUCCAGUUUCCUGAGUUAGAGCCGAGUAGCACCCUACCCUAUCGCCCUCCUGAAAAGAAUCUCUCAGCAGACCGUUUACAACCAUGGGAACUACUUCAUCAUCAAGGGUAUUGGUACCGGAUAGCUGCAUGGCACCUUGCCAAUAGACGAAAGUUAGCAUGGACUAUACCUGAAGAAGAUCGCAAACCACCAGAUGCGUCCUCGCCGUCUCAGCCGAACAAGACCUAUAGCUACGAUACGUACAUGUGCCCGGAACCUUACGAGGAAUUCCCAUUGGUAGGGCCAGGGGUAAAUCAUAGUCAACUGAUUUUUAACCACUUAAUGUUAGCACACAAUGAGUUUCAGAAACGACAUCAAAUUCGGACCUCGGCGGAACUGGCGCUCGAGUGCUGUAAAGAAUUAGAGAGGAUGAAGGAGUGGAGAAAAAUCUUGAAAAUCCUUACACCUCUAUGGAGAGACAUGUCGUACCGUGCAGAAGGUUGGUGGGACAUCAUGGAGGCUUUCAGUUGGACUCUAAGGGGUGCAGCGGUAGAAGUUGGCCACAAGAAUCUCAUUGUUGCCAUUGAUUGGGAGCUCCUAAAUAAGGGCUUCUCUCGACGGCCGGGUUGGCAUUACGACAUAACGAAGUCUUUAGAUGAUGUAUCCACCACAGACAGCCGACCUGUUAUAGAAAUCGGCGACGAGCAUGUCACAUCAUUUCUACAUGCGUCUUUCGUUUUUAAAAAUGAUGAAGGAAAAGCUGGACAGAGUUGUCCAACCCAACUUUCGAUCACGUCCAACUCCUUUCCAGAUGCCGCUCCAGUAGUAUUGGAGAGAAUUCGAAUCGAAUUUGACGGCAGCUUACACGCAAUUGACUUAGGACACAAAGCCAGUGACGAUCAGGACACCUCGUCUUCAAGGUUACGUGUUUCGAAAGUAGCUUUAGCCGAGACGGAGGAUAGUGAUGAUGAUAAUGAUGACGACUCUAAUGAUGAUUCAGAAUCGAGCGCCGAGACGACACCUACAAUUAUACUGCAGGGAACAGACGACUUAACGAUAUUACCAGGUCAAACGCGAAUUUUUGAAAUGGACGUCCCAUUACGAGAGCCCGGUGAUGCCAGAGCGUCUUCAGUACAGGUUUCUGUAGCGCCAGAAUCGUUCACUCUUAAAUACACGAUUAGGCUUCGGGAAACGAACGAGGUUGGCCUAUGGUAUUCACCAACUUCCACGAAGAAGAAAGUCACACGGACAAACCCCCACAAAAUCAAGGUCCUUCCAAGGCCUCCCAAAAUGGAGCUCAGACUUAUAAAUAUGCUUGAGCAAUAUUACGCAAGUGAAAAUGUACCGCUCGAGUUAGAGAUACUUAACGAAGAAGAUGCCGAUGCCAACACAAAAUUGGACAUAGUCUUAUAUGGGCAAAAUGUCCCUGGUUGCAGAGUGCAGAUUGAAGGCGGUGCAGAAAAGACUAGCAAUGCUGGUGUAGAGGAAUCCAGACUAGACGGAAUCCCAGUCGGGACUAUACCAAGUUCCAAGUCUGCGAAAGCUGCUGUUACUAUUGACCCGGUUGAUGGGCCUAUGGUGCUCGAAUUGAUAGCGAGAGCAAGAUAUCAUCUCGUAUCGGAUCCGGGAACACCAAUCAUCCAGCAAACGACGUACCGUCUAAAUAUUGUUAACCCCUUCGAAGCAAGCUACGAUCUGUCUCCUCGACUCCAUUACGAGUGGCCAAACUACUUCAACCCCGAAGAUAUUCAAGAUCCAUCUGAGGGCGAUGAAGUGGUCCGCCGCCCUCGAGGACUGGCCCAGAAAUGGUCUCUCGCCACUCGGUACGCCUCAUUUGCACAAGAAGAUCUAGCUAUCCUAGGCUUAAAUGUGGACAUUCUCUCUACGCAAGGAAAUAUAAGUUGUAAGGCAUCUCAGUGCCAGCCGGCCGUGGCAGAUGGCGCAAUUAUUGGUCCCAAGACAAUCGAGGAAACGCAGUUCGAACUCAUCGCUCAAAAGUUUGAUCUAGAUGACCGGUCACCGGCGACGGCGGAUCUGGCUUUUACUAUCAAGUGGCGACGACUCACCUCUCCCCAAGACACAGUCAAUACCACAGUCUUACCACUCCCACGGUUUUUCGUCACAGUCUCCGAACCACGCGUCUUGGCCAGCGUGUCCUACUACUCACCUCCUAACUCAUCUGACUCCGUAUCUUCUUCUUCUUCUCCGUCUUCCAACCCCCCGCCGCAGCUGCUCUUCCUAGACAUCACGAUCGAGAACCCGUCGUCGCACUUCCUGACGUUUGGGCUGAUGAUGGAGCCGAGCGACGAGUUCGCCUUCUCGGGGGCCAAGACCACGACGCUGAACGUGCUGCCCGUCGCGCGCAGAACCGUGACGUACAGGCUGCUGCCGCUCGUCAGGGGGGCUUGGAUACGGCCGACGCUCGUGGUCAGGGAUAAGUACUUCCAGAAGGUGCUGAAGAUCAUCCCGACGGAGGGCAUGAAGAGCGACAGGGAGGGGGUACUGGUUUGGGUGCCGCCUGAGGAGGAGGAGGACGACGAGGAGGACGAGGACGAUGACGAUGAUAAGAAUGGGGAUGAAGAAGGUAAGUGUGAGAGGAAUGAGAGCGAAGAAGGUGCUGGUGAAGAAAGUUAGGGUGGGUAAGCGGAUAGAUAGGUUUGCGGUCACGGCGAUGGUUGUAACGAAGUAUAAACUCUUGAAAGUGUUGGACUAACAAGAGGAAUCGAUAUAUCGAUGCUUUAUAAGAAGUUUAUUCGUACGAAACUCGUGGCCGUUAAUAUCAUCAUAUAUGUGCUAAAAAUUGAGUCUCGUUAAGAUAUGCUGUAAGUUUUCAUUAACCCGACUAGCCAUACUCGUUGACAUUGACUAUUUGAUGAUUAUUUAAGGGCAAUUGUAUACUAUUUUAAUCAAUAGUAUACACACACCACUUCGUAUAAGGUACCAGGUAGACAUGAUUUUAUGAUGGGCUGGCCUUAUAUGCAAAGUUUAUGUACUACUAUGUAUAGAAAGCUAGGUACUAAUUAUAGCCUGCGGGGUACAUGAACGGUAACACAAAUACCGUUGGGUUUUUCAACAGUGGAGUUCCGCACUACUAGAUCUUCAGCUAAACCAAACCAACGCCGAUACGGCCGUCAAAUGUCCGCAGGAUUUAUCGGAUUCAAAAUUAGACCGUUAGUCCGGUGUUUUUUUUUUUUUUUUUUCAGCACAGGUUUAGGGAGCAAAACUGCAGUGUUGAACACGGACCUGCUGGCUGACCUGACAACGAUA